AUACGUGAAUUUUUGUACUGUUCGUUCUGUUUAAGUAAUAAUCGCUACAUUCUUAAUAGUAACAGCCAUAGUUUCAGUUAGUGGAAAUUUGACAGUUCAGUCAAUCCUGAAUACUAAGAAAACGAAGAAAUGUGCAAGGCAGAAUAUUCACGAUAUUCAUCAUGAAAACCUGUGACGUUGACAGAAUAGUAAUUUAUCCACUCCCUUUGUAAUUGUAUACUACUACACUCGGGAGACUAAAUUAUUGUUGUUUUUUACUCUUCGAUUCUUUUCGUUUUUUAAAUGUCUUAGUGUAAUUUCUAGUCGACAAGGAACAAGUACAUUGAUAUUUGUGCAAAGAAAUUUCACAGGAAGUCAUACCAAUGACAUUUGUCGAAGUCGGUCAGUUAGUCUUUGUCACCAAAGCGACGAAAACAAACCUUUUCUACCCCCUCCCCUAAACCACGUCUAGACUGUGACUAAUGUACUUAUGGAUAAAUAAUUUUUCAAUGCAUUUACUAUGAGCACGAAUCACAAGUACCAAACAUCUCCUCCUCCUUCAAGGGCACUCUCACCCUCAAGUGUGGGGUCAUCAACCGCUCCUCUGAGCUAUAGAGCAGGAUCUCCACUUCCAACACCAGCAGCACACAGACACGACUGCAUGACAGCUGCAGCAAAAAGAUACAAGUACCUUCGACGGCUUCUCAAGUUCCGUCAAAUGGACUUUGAGUUUGCUACUUGGCAGAUGGUAUAUUUGUUUUAUUCGCCACAGAAAGUCUACAGAAAUUUCCAGUACAGAAAGCAAACCAAAGCCCAGUUUGCAAGAGAUGAUCCAGCAUUUGUGGUUUUGUUGUGUUUCUGGUUAUGUGUGACUUCAGUUGGAUUUGCUGUUGUUUUGAAGCUUAGUUUUGGAAGUUUUCUAAGAUUUCUUGUGUACACUGUGUGUGUUGACACUUUAGCUGUUGGGAUCUUAGUUGCAACUGUCUUAUGGGCAGUUACAAAUCACUACUUAGUAAAACCAACGUGUAGAGACCAGGAUGUUGAGUGGGGAUAUGCAUUUGAUGUUCACCUCAAUGCAUUCUUCCCUCCUCUUAUUAUUCUGCACUUUUUCCAGUUGUUCUUCUAUCAUGUUUUUAUCAGUCAAGACUGGUUUAUCUCAAGACUCUUUGGAAAUUUGUUGUGGGUCUUAGCCAUUGGUUAUUAUAUCUACAUUACAUUCUUAGGAUAUAGUGCUCUGCCAAUCCUGCGUCAACCCCGAGUGUUUUUAUAUGCGCUGCCAUUGCUGCUGGUGUUCUUGAUUAUCAGUCUAGCUGUGGGAAUUAAUCUCUGUGGAAGUCUUAUGGACUUUUAUCACUACAGAGUACUUUAACAUUUAAGGUCAGCUUGAACUAAUUUAUAAUUUGUUAAAGGAGCAAGCAUAUUAAUGAUCAGGUCUCGAGUGACUUUUAUUUAUUAUACAUAGUUGAAUCAUCUGAUAACUUCACAAGUGAGAUUGUUUUGGUUUUUGAGAUGUUUUGUGUAACUGACUUUUGAAAAGAUAACUAUAUUUUGUAUAGAUUAUGAAUUAGCCCUUUUCUCCAUUGUAUAUAUAUUACUGUAUUAGCAAAAUUUUCCAUUAUUGUCCUUAAUGCUCUGUAAUCAUAUUUAGCACUGUACAAAACUGACAUAGCUAUAUCUAUAUUUGCUUUUUUGAGGAGCAUCAGGUUGCAUUGUGUAUACAGUAGUAAAUUACAGUGUAAUUAUUUAAGAGUGUGUGUGUGUAUAGAAUGAUUAUCCUAACAGUAAUAAUUGAACAAACAAUGAAAUUAGGUAAUGCCAUAAUAAGAUUAAAUGAUGGAAAUUUG
Macrobrachium nipponense is the source of this 1823-nucleotide messenger RNA. RefSeq names its product protein unc-50 homolog (gene Unc50). The transcript has 8 exons. The record is from RefSeq and is a predicted model, not a curated record. NCBI's taxonomy places the organism in Eukaryota, Metazoa, Arthropoda, Malacostraca, Decapoda, Palaemonidae. Gene Ontology annotation, cellular component: Golgi membrane. Bases 500 to 1348 code for a protein of 282 amino acids.